Solanum dulcamara is the source of this 4889-nucleotide messenger RNA. RefSeq names its product pentatricopeptide repeat-containing protein At5g57250, mitochondrial. Gene Ontology annotation, molecular function: protein binding. The record is from RefSeq and is a predicted model, not a curated record. NCBI's taxonomy places the organism in Eukaryota, Viridiplantae, Streptophyta, Magnoliopsida, Solanales, Solanaceae. The coding region runs from base 234 to 3371 and encodes 1045 amino acids. The transcript is spliced from 6 exons.
ACAUCUCGCCUUCUCGCCCAACAUUCUUCUCAACUCUCUGGUGGUGGAGUGAAAUCUCUGAACCGUGAAUCCUGAUCGAUAGACAAAUAUUGAAGAAGAACUUGCCUGCAUUUAGGCUCUUCAGUUUUGGGAUUUGAAGAGUAUUUGCUCGUCUUGCUGUUAUGAUUCCAUUUUUCUCAAAUUAAUUCUAUGAAACUUCCCAAAAUCUAACUGUAUACUACUUACUAUAGACGAUGAUUCUCUACAAGAUUUCUGAAUCUCUCUCCCUCGUUUCUCUAUUGAAGAGCGGUUUCACUCCCACCACUCCUCACUUCAAUCAAUUCCUCCUCUUCCUUUCUCGAUCGGGAAGAUUCAAACUCAUUAUACACUUGGUGAAAUCAAAUCAAUUUAAAGGAGACUCCAAGACACGCAGAAUUUUCAUACAAUCCCUUGUCAAAGAGGAUAAAUAUGAUGAAGCAGUUCAGUACUUGAAGAAGAAGAAGAAUACCCAGAUGGAGAAACGCUUAUUUGAUUCAUUAGUUCAACGCCUCUGUAAAAGAAGAAACUCCGAAAAGGCGCUUUCCAUACUGAAGGAUUGCUCAGUGAGUGAUGAUGUUUUGCUUUCUUCUUACACUUUCUCUUCAUUGAUUUACUCUUUAUGUAGUCAGGGAAAGAUGGAUAAGGCAAUUCAAGUGUUAGAGUUGAUGAACAAUGAGAAAAACAAGUACCCAUUUCAUAAUUUUGUAUGUAGUUUUGUGAUUUCUGGGUUUUUAAGUGUUGGAAAGGCUGAGCUUGCUGUUAAGUUCUUUGAGAAUGCUGUGAAUUCAGGUUAUUUGAAGCCCAAUGUUGUUACUUAUACAGCACUAUUAAGUGCUUAUUGUAGAUUAGGAAGAAUCGACGAGGUUUCUAAUUUGGUUGCUAGGAUGCAAAUAUAUGGAUUAGAAUUAGAUGUUGUAUUUUACAGUAAUUGGAUAUAUGGGUAUUUUGGGGAAGGGGCAAUUGAAGAGGCACUGCACAGACACAAUGAGAUGGUGUGUAGGAGGAUUGAGUUGGAUACAAUAGGUUAUACAAUACUUAUUGAUGGGUUUUCAAAGGAGGGGCAUGUGGAGAAAGCAAUUGGGUUCCUAUACACGAUGAAAAAACGUGGUCUGCAACCUAAUUUGGUCACUCUUACAGCAGUGAUAUUAGGAUUUUGCAAGAAAGGGAAACUGUGUGAGGCGUUCACCGUGUUUAAGAUGGUUGACGAAUUGCAGAUUGAAGCGGAUGAGUUUAUCUAUGCAGUGUUAAUUGAUGGUGUGUGCAGGAAGGGUGAUAUAGAACGUGCAUUCGAACUGCUCGGGGAAAUGGAGAAGAAAGGGAUAAAACCUAGUGUUGUCACAUACAACACCAUUAUUAAUGGAUUGUGCAAAGCAGGGAGGAUGAUUGAGGCUGAUGAUGUGUCUAAGGGAAUCCCCGGAGAUAUUAUCACAUAUAGUACAUUGUUACAUGGUUAUAUGCAAGAAGAAAAUGUCACGGGAAUGCUAGAAACAAAAAAUAGACUUGAAGCGGCUGCUGUUUCUCUGGAUGUUACUAUGUGCAACUUGCUUAUAAAAGGCCUAUUUAUGAUGGGUUUGUUUGAGGAAGCUCUUGCCAUAUAUAAGAAAAUAUCGGAUAUGGGCUUGACUUCCAAUUUUGUUACUUACUGUACAAUGAUUGAAGGUUACUCAAAAGUAAGAAUGCUAGAUGAGGCACUUGAAAUAUUUGAUGAAUUUCGGAAGGCAUCUAUAACUUCAGCUGCAUGUUACAAUUGCACCAUUCAGGGGCUCUGUAAGAAUGACAUGCCGGACAUGGCAGUUGAAGUAUUCGUUGAACUAAUAGAUCAAGGUCUGCCUUUAAGUACAAGGAUCUAUAUGAUAUUGAUAAAAAAGAUCUUUGGAGUUAAGGGUGCUGAUGGAGUUUUAGAUUUGUUUCAGAGAUUGGGAAGAAUUGAGCAUGAAAAAUUUGGUUCAAUGUGUAGCGAUGCUGUUUCUUUCCUGUGCAACAAAGGAUUAUCAGAGGCUGCAUUCGAUCUAUUAAUGGUGAUCCAAAGUAAUGGCUUUGUACUAAGCAAGAACUCUUACUAUCUUAUAAUGAGAUCUCUUCUCUAUGGUGGCCAAACCUUUUUGACUGGCCUCCUUUUGACAACAUUCAUAAAAAAUUAUGGGAUGUUUGAGCUUAGAGAAAAGGAGAUACUUGUGUACUUUCUUUGCAUUAAAAAUGUAGAAACUGCGCUUCGGUUUCUUGCUACUAUGAAAGGUGGCGUAUCUGCGGUAGCUUUUCCUGCUAUUGUUUUGAGGACACUGACAAAAAGUGGCCGAUAUCUGGAUGCUUUUGACCUUGUUGUGGGAGCGGGAGAUAAGCUACUGCUCUUGGAUGUGGUUGACUACUCAAUUGUUAUUGACGGCCUUUGCAAAGGAGGACAUAUUGACAGGGCGUUAGAUCUCUGUAAGUUUGCCAAGAAUAAAGGAAUUUCUUUCAAUAUUGUAACCUAUAACUCAGUUAUCAAUGGGUUGUGUCGUCAAGGGUGCGUGGUUGAAGCUUUUCGGUUAUUUGAUUCAUUAGAAAAGAAUAAUAUAGUUCCUUCAGAAAUCACAUAUGGUAUACUCAUUGACACUUUAUCAAAAGAAGGUCGUUUAGAAGAUGCGAGAAGGUUGUUUGAGGAAAUGUCCCUAAAGGAUCUUAGACCAAAUACUCACAUAUACAAUUCAUUAAUUGAUGGAUGCAGCAAGUUAGGUCAAGUCCAGGAAACUUUGAAGCUUCUUCUUGAUUUGCAAGCUAAAGGCCUAACUCCAGAUGAAUUCACUGUCGGUGCAGUACUUAACAGCUAUUGUCAGAAGGGUGACAUGGAGGGAGCUCUUGGGUUCUUUUCUGAGUUCAAAAGGAGAGGUACACUACCUGAUUUCUUGGGUUUCAUGUACUUGGUGAGAGGCUUAUGUGAUAAAGGAAGGAUGGAAGAAUCUCGAUGCAUUUUGAGGGAGAUGUUUCAAUCAAAAUCUGUCAUUGAUCUUCUUGGCAGAGUUGAAAGCGAGAUUGAAACAGAGUCAAUUGGAAGUUUUCUUUCUCUGUUGUGUGAGCGAGGAAGCAUCCAAGAGGCUGUUAAUAUUCUCAAUGAAGUGAUGUCCAUGUUUUUCCCUGUUAGAGAGAAGAGAUUUGAUUCUAAAGACUUAUUCUACAAAUACAAAGCAGAUAUAGGCUCCCAAUCAUGCGAGAGUUGGACAUCGGUGAAGGCAUCAAACAACCCUCAUAAUCAAGACACUCAAAUAAACCAGUUCCUUGACUUCAAUUCUUAUUAUUCUUGUAUUGCUUUAUUAUGUUCAAAAGGGGAGUAUGAUAAUGCUAAUGAAGUGGCAAAAAUUGUUACUGGUUUCACUUAGAGCUUAUUUGUCUUUGGACAAAAUUGACUAGCUUCUCUGGAUAUGGUUUGAGCUCUUCUAGUGUUUCUUGCUGGAACAAAGAAUCAUACAACCAUACAGGAGCUAUAUUGGGUGGAAAAAGAAUUGGAAGCCUUACACCAAAAAGAGCAAAUCUUGGCCUCUAAAGCUAGGUGUUAGGAAACUUGGCACAAUGGACUUAGUAGUAUUCUUUCUACAGCAGAAGCACAGGGGAAUUCGGACCUUCUUGCAAAGACCAUUCAAGACUUUGUGGCAUUUUAUCUGCACUUUUGCAGACUAUACAUAAAGCUUUAGAUUUUCGAGAGUGGGUUAUAUUUGGAUUCCCUUGGAAGAUGGAUUGCUUUAUGGGAUGUACUGGUUAUCUUGGCAUCGAGAAUUGGAAGUGAAUUGUGUUAUGAUUGCAUGUAUCUAGGUGAAUCUUGGGAAUCUUGCAAGCCACCUUUCAAGCAUUUUUUACGAGUACUCAGCAGAUGCAAAAGACGGACCAUGAUUUCAAUUUCUAUGAAUAUUUGACUGAGGGAGAGAAGCCUGAGUUUUCUAUUCCUUGGAUGACUGAUUGUUUUUCCUCAGUUUUCUAUCACUGAUUAUAUUUCUAUUUUCAGUCUUCAAGUUAGCUUCCUUGGGAGAAAAAAAGGUGGUUGUUUUCCAUCUGCAGUUUUGUUUCGAUAUGUUUGGACGAAUAAUAUUGUUGUGGCGGUAUUGAAGGCAGGCAGGCAUGUAAUUAACGGUUUUCUGGAGAAGUUAGUACUUGGAUUUGUCAAAGUGGAUGACAAUGGCGAGCACUCGUUGAGAAUGAUUCUGAUCUAGUUCAUGGCCUAUUAGAAGUAGAAGGUGAUUUGGUGGGAUCUUCAUGGACAGGAAAAGGUUGCAGUCAGUUUGAUAAUGAUCGAGUGACAUUGCUUCCUCGGAUCAAACUGAGGAUCCCUUAGAUAGAUGCAAAAGCAGCGCUCAAUUUCUUCAUUUUGGAUUUUUCCAUUCCUUGCUACAGGGUAUGGUAGGUGAGUCAUGUCCGCGAGAAGUAGUUGGUGCAUAGAAUGUGGCGGACAAUGUAGUAUUACCAGCUCUUCAUCUUGCUGCAUUCUCCCAGUUGACCCUCAGAGGCAUCAUGGAGAUCCUAAGUUCGGACAGGAGAUAUCGACACUCUUUUAUCACAUCGCGAUCGGAGUGAUUAUCUACGACAGCACCAUCACUCAGCAACAUGAAGGCAUCACUCGAGUCAAUCUCGAUGAUGAUCUUCUUCAACUUGUAGUUCUUCGCCAAGGUCAGCCCGCAGUGAGGCAUGGAGGGGUUGCUACCACACCUAGUCGCCCGAUGAAUCCUCUGUGCACCUUCCCUUACCGUCUCAUGCAAUACCUUCAAAGCAUACUAACCCUGAAUUCGACAUGAAACUUCUAUCUGUAUUGAUCUUAAUGAAACCGAAUAGAGGAAAUGAGCAACUAAUAACACGAUAAACAUUAUGCACGUAUCCAAUAACAGAAAAAUAAACAUAUUACCAAUUAG